AUGGGGUGCACGUCGCUCGCGGGCAACCUGCUGGCGGGGCCGCUGCUGGAGGCCCUCGGGAUGCGGAGGCGGAUCGGGGCGGCCAUUAGGUACUCGCUCGUGCUGCAGCUCGUGGGCUUCGUGCCCUUCUUCGUGCUCAUGCCUGGGUCCCCGCUGCCCGGCGGGGGGGGCGGCUCGGCCAGCGUGCUCAUCGCGCUGCUGGUCGUGGCCAGCCUGGCCGAGGGGGUCAUGGGGCCGCUGCUGUACGAGCUGGGGGCCGAGCUGACCUACCCGCACGACGAGAGCCUCUCCGGGGCCAUCCUCUCGUGGAUCGCGAACGCGUUCGCCCUGCUCCAGCUCCACGGGCGCUGGGCUGCCGCUUGGGGCCCAACCCCUGGAGUGAGGGAGGGGGGCCGAGCCGAGCGUCUCUGGGCAGAGUUCGCGUCACAUGGCCGGCCCGGGCAGAGGCGGCGAAGCUGUGGACACCAGCCCCGAAGCCGGGGGGUCCCCCCGUGCGGUGUGUGUGUGUGUGUGUGUGUGCGUUGCGGCUUAAUUCGCGUUUCGUGCAUCCCACUUACCCAUCGGUCGUUGAAAGUAGGUAUUUUUGGAUUCCCAGAUUCCUAUCUACUUUCAGCGCCUUCCUACUCCAAGAGUCGAGUGGUUUUCCCUCUUCCUUCCUCUUCAGGAGGCGUGCGGAAACCCAAUCUAUUUCCAACGCCUUCCUACUUCAUGUUUCUACCUACUUCUUCCGACCGAUGGGUACGCCCCAUCGCCAGCGCAGUGGCUCUGCCUAGCCGCCGACGGAAAAGUGUGUGUGUGUGUGAGUGGGUGCGUGCGUGCGUGCGUGCGUGCGUGCGUGCGUGCGUGCGUGCUUGUGUGUGUGUGUGUGUGUGUGUGUGUGUGUGUGUGUGUGUGUGUGUGUGUGUGUGUGGGCUCCCCCCUUCCGUGUGCCCCUGGGCCGAGAUCGAAGGAGGGAGAGAGGGACGGAGGGCGAGGAGGGAGGGAGGGAGGGGGGAUAUUGGAUCGGCACGAACGAAAUUGGUACGGAAAGAAUCGGUACAAUGCCCAACAUCAGCUCCUGUUCAUUUUGAGCUGGACUCGUUGCCCACGCCGCCGCGGCCUGUGUCCAUUCGAGACAGAAGGCCGCCUGCCCAACAGCGGCCGCUGUUGGUUUGGGACAACAUGUGUUGUUGGGCAUUGUACCCAUUUUUCCGUACCCAUUUCGGGCGUCCACAAUGGAGGGAGGGAGGGACGGAGGAUAGAGAAUGA
Molecule: messenger RNA, 1248 nt
Organism: Prorocentrum cordatum
Lineage: Eukaryota; Dinophyceae; Prorocentrales; Prorocentraceae
Source: the annotation of a GenBank genome assembly